Molecule: messenger RNA, 4654 nt
Organism: Osmia bicornis bicornis
Lineage: Eukaryota; Metazoa; Arthropoda; Insecta; Hymenoptera; Megachilidae
Product: putative thiamine transporter SLC35F3
Exons: 10
Coding region: 493-2016 (507 amino acids)
Source: RefSeq, a predicted model, not a curated record
CGCAAGGAGGGUGUUCUAAACGGGUAGUAGUACGAAGUUUACUAGUAAUCAAUGACGCGACAUAGUAUACUUAAAACUACUUGAAGACCAUUAGCGUGGAAUGUGUUAAAUUGACCGAUAGAAAAUAAUGUUGUAUUCAAUUCGACCAAAUAAUCGAACAAUUCAAACUGUUAAUUAAUGGUUAACAAUGACAGCCAUACACGUUUGACCAAAAAAGUAACAACUUAUGUCGAGUGGCAGUAAAAUACAAAUGCUCCACUGGCUGUUGCAUUAUUAGAUUCUGUUAAUAGGGCAGCCAUAAAACAUGUCAAUCUAAAGAACUAGUGGAGUAGCAAUGGGUGAAACGACUUUGUGAUAUAAUUGUAGUCAAAUUAAAAUGACAGUGUGUGUAAAAUGGAGUGAGCAUUUUUGUGCACUGCGAACGAUGGAUACGUUAAAUUUAAAGCACAUCGUGACUUCCGAUCAAAAAUGUGAAGAAGAACAAACUUAAAUAUGGGUAGCCAAGGAGUUGGGGACAUUCCAACAAUAUUUCAUCCCCAACAAAUUCAUGCUCCAAGUAUUAUUCUUGGAGAUGGUCAGCAGAACCAUGGCCCUCAAAGCACCAGUGGUCAACUUACUCGUGACAAUUCUGGCUGUGAACAGCAACAAGGAUGUAGCAUUAGCGGUGGCCGAGAUUCCGUGCCAAGUUGUCGGCCAUUGGAUACAAGCGGAAGCGGAACUGGAGGUGGAGGUACAGAUAAUCAAGGACAUGGUAUAGGUCAAACUCAAGUUCAGUCCCAUGUAACAGCACCUCCAGUUACUUACCAUCACAGAUCUAAUUCUUUAUCCACAUGUUAUGCAUCCUGUUGUGCAGAAUCUGCAAAAAAGAUAUAUUUUGGAGUGUGUGUUACAAUAUGUGUCACAGCAAGUUGGGUUGGUGCUACACACUGUAUCAAAUAUUUAUAUUUUCACAAACAUGAAACUCCUAAUUAUUCGUCGUUUUCUAAUUCAUCCAUUACAGGACGUCAUCAGCAUACGGUUCCAUAUAACGCGCCAUUUUUUACGACCUGGUUUUGUACAAAUUGGGAAAUCCUUUACUUCCCAGUUUAUUUUCUUUGCCAAUCUAUAAGGAUAAAAUGUAAUACUCCAUCAGAAAUAAUCGCGGAGAGUUUACGAGGUUUCCGUGAUAAAGGAUUCACUGGUGGUCGUUUUUUGAUCAGAUGUAGUCUUUUUUGUGGACUCUGGGUAGUUACAAAUUACAUGUAUAUUUAUUCGCUCAGGAUACUACUAGCCACCGAUGUAAUGGCACUGUUCGCGACGAACGUCUCUUGUGUCUAUUUAUUAUCGUGGGUUAUUCUUCACGAACAAUUUGUCGGUGUAAGGAUAGUAGCAGUGAUUUUAUGCAAUACUGGAAUUGCACUUUUAGCGUACAUGGAUGGUAUAACCGGAAGUCCAACAUUAGGUGGUGUAGUUUUGGCAACAUCCGCGGCAGCCGGAUCAGCAGUUUACAAGGUGCUGUUUAAAAAAGUAAUAGGAGAGACAACAUUCGGCCAAAUGUCAUUAUUUUUUUCUCUUAUUGGAUUAUGCAAUGCAGCUCUGUUAUGGCCAAUUUGUUUGGCUCUUUAUUUCUCGGGAGCAGAAAGCGUACACUGGGGACGAUUACCAUGGACAACGUUGCUUUCAGCAAGUAUUCUACAUCUAGUUGCAAACAUGCUUGGUAACUUCAGCAUUGCUCUAACGUAUGAUCUAUUCAUCACGUUGGGGUUGAUCACAGCAGUACCUGUAUCCGCUGCGUUGGAUGUACUUCUGUACGGGGCCCAUUUCAUGGGAAUGAAACUAGCAGGAAUGAUCUUUAUAGCGGUUGGAUUCUUCCUCGUGAUGUUCCCGGAUAAUUGGCCAGAUUACAUAACCAGACUACUCCGAUGGAGUAGAAGACACGGACACGGUGUACCGGGAGGUACGCAACGCGAUGUCAUCGAUUAUCGCACUGGCUACAUUAAAUCUCAUCUUCGAUCACCUUCCGGAAGAGUUCGGUGACUAUAUGCACUGUCGAUUCGAUUAAACACAACAUUCGUUUGCCAAACGAAUAUUUGGAUGUUCGUAACGUUCGCGUUCCAAAAUUCAACGUGUCUCGACAGUAUCGUCAAGAAAGUAGCAAUAGGAAGAAAGAAAAAAUAAUAGCACGAGAAAGAACUUUUAACGCGUUCGUUGCCGGCAUGCGAGGCACACGAUGAAUGCCGAACAUUCCCGAACGGCAACGAACGUAUUAACUAAUUGUAAAUGCAUACACACACACUCAUACUCACUCACAAACACACACAAAAUUCAUUUUAUUUCAAAGAUUAUGUACCGUUCCCGUAAAACUUUUUAAAGUGUAUCGUCGUCUUUCUUCGACAACUUUUAAUCUCGACGCAAAUGUGAAAUUUAAACUGUUCAAAAUUAAACAGGUUCAAUUCCACAUUUUUUAAAAUUAUAAAAUUACUAUGCGCUCGCUCAAAGUCCUCUAUACAUGCUCGAGAAUCAUUUUCCUAAUUUUGUUGAACAGUGUUUAUUAGUUGAUCGAUCUGUAGCGGGAUUUCUUUCUUUUGAGGAACUUCAAGCAAGCGUAUAGACAGAAUUUACUAUAUCAUAGGGACAACGUUAUACGUAUAAAAUGUUAUGCAACAACAUAUGUACUUAAUAUGUUCAAAUGCAUCAUUUAAACUAAUUUAUUUCUUAGACUAGUCAACAAAGAGAACGUUUAAUUUAUACUUCAAUUAAAUUUAUAAUACAAAAUUGAAUAAAUAUCUCUGUUGAAUUUAUUUUGUAAUAUAAUCUAAGAUGAAUUUAACAAAGUAAAUAACGUACGCACCCGCUCACUUACUACUUAAAUAACCUGUAGAGAUUAUGACGAAAAAUUAUGAUUUCGUUAAAAGAAAAAAGAGAAAGGGGAAAGUACAAAAGCUAGUCGGAGACGAAAUUAAAAUAUUAAACAUCACGUUUUCGUUUUGAAAAAUUUCAUUAAUAGAGUAGUGCCGUUUAAUCGUCGCAGAAUUUUACUUUGAUUUAAUUACCUAUAUCGUAAAAAUUUCAACUAUUCGAUCGAAAUAAUUGUUACGUAUAGUAAUCAAUGAAAAAAUAGGUAAAUCUAAUUAAUUAAUUAAUUCGUUGAUCUUCGAUCAGGGACAAUAAAUCACGUGGAGGCAAGCUUGCCGAAUAGUCCAUGAUAUCGUAGUAGAUAAUUCCACGUCAAUUAUAUAAAUAGACAAAUGUUGCGUUGCGGCAAUUAAAUAAGCACUACCACGACUGUGCAUAUUUCGUGUAUUCGGAAACUUGAGUCAAUUACUCGAGUUAACUAUUUACAUAUGUACGUGUAUUUAUAUCGAGCAAACAUAUUGUGAAAUUAAUCAUUUCGGUAAGUUUCAAUUCCAUUUCGUCGAAUCACGACGAAUAAAUAAUCUUGUAUUGUAAUUAUUUGGAAAGUAAUGAAAUAUACGUAAACGCGUACCACUUCGUAUAUUUACUUCUUGUUCACUUUCUCAAUUAUACUAUACUUUAUAAUUACAUUUACUUUAACUUUUUUAUUUGUUUAAGAAUUAUGACUCAUUUGUAGUACAUAGAUACUUUUAUUUUAUCAAUAAACAAGAAGCUUGUUUUCAUCUUAUAAAAUAGAAGGAAGCGAUAUCUUACGUUUCCUCUUUCAAAUUUUCUAGCGCCAGUAUUGAUAUACGAUAGAUCGAUAAGAAUAGUCGACCUACAAACACGUGACCUGUAACUUGUAAAGACAAUCAGCUAUACUAUGUAUGUAUGCAUUUAUAUACAGAGUACUUGAUAAUAGAUGAGAGAAACUUUAAGGGGUGAUUCCAAAGGUCAAAAUAAGACAAAAAUCAAGAAUCAUGAAAUAGCAUUCGAGGCUUUGUUUUCUAGUUAUUAAUAUUAUAAAAUUCGAGCGCCUGGAACCGGCAAUCUGCGCAGCAUCGAUGGUUGAAGCAUCAGGCACUUUUUACUCGAACCUCAAACACCAUUUCGUUAUUCUUGAUUUUCAUCUAUUUUGACCUCUAAAAUCACCCCUUUAAUUUUUUCCACUAUUAUGGAACAUUCUGUAUAUAAUAGAAGUAGAUUAAAUAAGGAAAAUUUUUCUUUAAAUAUUAGGUAUAUCUGUGCAGCAUAAAACUAUUACUUUAUUAUAUUGCUUUCUAAUUUACUUACGCAAUUCUAAUGCUAUUUUUACCAUCUUUUAAAAUAGCAAUUAUUAACAAUUUAAUAUAAUUGAUUAAAGGGAAUCUAUUAUUUAUCAAAGUGUUCUUAUCAAACGGAAAGUAUCGCCGAUUUUUAAUUUACGUUAUAAAAACAAAGAUUGGUGAUUUCGCUCAAUUAAAUGAUAUAUAUAGCCAUGUGUACUACUUAAUUACUAUCAACUUGUAACUCAAUGUUACUACUGUCUAAGAAUGUAACCGAUAAGUACGUAAAAUCAAAACGUGUAAUGACUUUGCAUGAUUAAGUAUCUCUAAGGAUGUAAAUAAACAGUGAAUACAUUAGCAACAUGUUACACAUUCAAAGAUCUAUCUGUUACAAAUGUUGUAAGAGAUAAGUAUAAAGUAUAAACAAAAAGGCAUUAUACUUAAAAUAUUUAAGUAUAUGUAUGUAUAUACUGUAGCGAUGUAUUUAAUAAAAUGCAUAGCGAAUUUUAAACGUU